AUGAAUUCUCUCUCCUGGUCAAGACCAACACCCCACCACCUCAAAUUGGGGGUGCAGCUGAGGCCUUCUUCCCUUUCUUCUUUUUUUCAGGGUUUUUGCUCUGUUAUCUGUCACUCAUAUAUAAUACUUAUAUCAGUCUGUUUCCACCUUUUUAUAUCUAACUUUAUAUUGAUUCUUCUCUCUCUCUCUCUCUCUCUCUCUCUCUCUCUCUCUCAAUGUACAGAGGGUGUUUCUUUCUCUCACUAUCUAUCUAUUUAUCUAUCUAUCUAUUACAGUCUGUCUAUGUAUUUAUCUAUUUCAGUCUCUUCAUAUCUAUCUAUACCUUUUUAUAUCUAUCUAUCUAUCUAUCUAUCUAUCUAUCUAUCUAUCUAUCUAUCUAUCUAUCUAUCUAUCUAUUAUCCGUCUAUCCAUAGCUAUCUAUAUAUCUAUUUAUCUAUGCCUGUUUAUAUCUAUCUAUCUAUCUAUCUAUCUAUCUAUCUCAGACUGUUUAGAAUUAUCUAUUUAUCCAUUAAAAUAAAUCUAUCUAUCUAUCUAUCUAUCGAUCUAUCUAUCUAUCUAUCUCGGUCUGCUUAUAUCUAUCUAUCUAUCUAUCUAUCUAUCUAUCUAUCUAUCUAUUUAUCUAUCUAUCUAUCUAUCUAUCUAUCUAUCUCAGUCUGCUCAUAUCUAUCUAUCUAUCUAUCUAUCUAUCUAUCUAUCUAUCUAGUUGAAUAA
Acanthosepion pharaonis is the source of this 711-nucleotide messenger RNA. Lineage: Eukaryota; Metazoa; Mollusca; Cephalopoda; Sepiida; Sepiidae. The record is from the annotation of a GenBank genome assembly.